GAGUAUGUUUGAAGCAUGAGUUGUGAGAUAGUAGCAAACACAACAACACAACACAAACACUUGAAUCGGAAAGGACUCCACAAAGACAAGACACAAUCAGCACAACACAACUACUAUGUCGUCCUCCGAUCCCAACAAGUUGUUAGCCAAAGCUGAUAAACUAACAAAACUUAGUCUAACCAGGUGGAGUGCUGAUUGGAAAACUGCUACUGUUCUUUAUGAACAGGCUGCUAAUGGAUUUAGAGGUGCCAGGAACCAUGAGAAAGCCAAAAUAGCAUAUGAGAAAGCUUCACAAGGACAGCAAAUGCUUUCUUCACCUUGGGAUGCAGCUAAGCACAUGGAAUCUGCGGCUGCUCUGGCGAAGGAGCUGAGCAACUGGAGAGAAGUUGCAGACUUCUAUCAAAAGGCGUCUGAGUUGUACAUGGAGUGUGGGAGACCACAACCUGCAUCUGAUGCUCUUGCAAAGGGGGCCCGUGCUUUGGAAGAUACCAUGCCUGAAGAAGCUAUUCAGUUAUAUACAGAUGCUUGUACAAUUCUUGAAGAUGAUGAAAAGGAACAGAUGACCUUUGAUCUAUACCGUGCUGUAACUAGUGUUUAUAUAAAACUUGAGAAAUAUACAGAUGCUGCAUCAUCCCUGUUGAGAUUGGGCUUGGCAGCUGACAAAUGUAAUGCUACCAAUAGUCAGUCCAAGGCUUAUCUUAGUGCAAUUAUUGUCUACCUUUAUGCUCACGAUUUUAAGCAAGCAGAAAAAUGCUAUAAUGACUGCUCUCAGAUUGAUGCUUUUCUCAAAAGUGACCACAAUCGUUGUGCUAGCAAGUUUCUUUCUGCUUAUACGGAUGGAGACGUCGAUGAAAUCAAAAAAAUUGCUCAGUCCAGCGCUGUUUCCCAUCUUGACCAUGCAAUCAUUAGGCUUGCGAGGAAACUUCCAACAGGCGAUGUGAGUGCAUUAAAGACUAGUACCGCCGAAGAUGAUGAAGAUUCACUGGACGAAAAUGACCUGACUUAACCUCUAAUAGUGUUGUAUUUUUCAAUUUUAUAGCAGUGGUGCAUAACCUAUUUCAAAUUGAUGUUUGAAUUGAAUUGCGCGGUAUAUAUUGGUUUUUGUAUAAAAAUAUACUGUUCUUUUUGCUGGGUAUACAUACCCGUGGGAAAUGAAAUGCUGGUAAUGAGGGGAACGCUAUCAUUUAGUCGUUAUGUCUGCUGAUCACUUGUUCUUUCGACAUAAUUGAUCAUUUCUUGAUGAUUAAGGAAGCUCGAAUUCAGAGCUCAAUAAGAUCUAGGUUCACCUUGAAUUUGAA
Molecule: messenger RNA, 1298 nt
Organism: Medicago truncatula (barrel medic)
Lineage: Eukaryota; Viridiplantae; Streptophyta; Magnoliopsida; Fabales; Fabaceae
Product: gamma-soluble NSF attachment protein
Exons: 9
Coding region: 116-1006 (296 amino acids)
Biological process (GO): intracellular protein transport
Cellular component (GO): vacuolar membrane; SNARE complex
Molecular function (GO): syntaxin binding; soluble NSF attachment protein activity
Source: RefSeq, a predicted model, not a curated record